AUGACAGCUACGCAGAGCAGCACAGCAGCGACCGACAACACCAACAACGCAUCGGCUGUGAAUCCUGCGGAAAAGCUGCUGGAUAAACUCCCCGAGCAGCAUGUCCAGCCUCUGUGGACGGCCAUGCGCGCCAUGGUCACUCCCAAGCCAUCCCCCAAGGCGGAGGUUGCGGUGUGGAGAUACAAGGAGCUGCGCUCUUUGUUGUUGGAAGCGGGCGACGUGGUGAGCAGCGAAGAGGCCGAGCGGCGCGUCCUCAUGCUCGUAAAUCCGGCGCUGAAGGCGCCAUUCACGACCGACACCAUCUACGCGGGCCUGCAGCUCAUCAACCAGGGCGAGACGGCGCCCGCGCACCGCCACCAAGCGUUCGCGCUGCGCUUCAUCAUCGAGGGCAGCCGUGGCUUCACCGCCGUCGAGGGCGAAAAGGUCUACAUGCAGGCUGGCGACGUGAUUCUCACCCCGCAGUGGCAGUGGCACGACCACGGCCACGAGGGUACAGGGCCCAUGAUCUGGCUGGACGGGCUGGAUCUGCCGCUCUACCACCAGAUCCCCACUCACUUUGCCGAGCCGUAUGAGAAGGAGCGGUAUCCGAGCAAGCCCGUCUCAAACAGCGCCCUCCGCUUCCCCUGGGAGGACAUGAAAGCAAGACUCGACGCCGAUUCCGCGCCCUGGGCACUGCAGCACUACCAAAGCCCCUCGGGCGACUUCAUCUCGAGCACGCUGGGCGCACACGCAGAGAAGGUGCAAGCGGGAAAGCAGUCGAUGGGCAAGCGCGACACGUGUUCUUAUAUCUACCACGUCCACUCCGGCCACGGCCAGACCGAGAUCACGACGACGAGCGGCGCGACCAAGAUGGUCCGCUGGGGUCCGCAUGACACGUUCGCCGUGCCCGCCUGGAGUCGCAUAGUGCAUACAGCGGAUGGCGAGCAGGAUUGUUAUCUCUUUGUGCUCUCCGACAGGCCUUUGCUGGUGCAACUGAAGAUGUACUCUCUCGGGGAGUAG
Fonsecaea erecta is the source of this 999-nucleotide messenger RNA. RefSeq lists its product as hypothetical. NCBI's taxonomy places the organism in Eukaryota, Fungi, Ascomycota, Eurotiomycetes, Chaetothyriales, Herpotrichiellaceae. The transcript has 3 exons. The record is from RefSeq and is a predicted model, not a curated record. Gene Ontology annotation, molecular function: dioxygenase activity. The coding region runs from base 1 to 999 and encodes 332 amino acids.